Molecule: messenger RNA, 1812 nt
Organism: Gasterosteus aculeatus aculeatus (three-spined stickleback)
Lineage: Eukaryota; Metazoa; Chordata; Actinopteri; Perciformes; Gasterosteidae
Product: transcription factor 15
Biological process (GO): regulation of transcription by RNA polymerase II; developmental process
Molecular function (GO): DNA-binding transcription factor activity, RNA polymerase II-specific; RNA polymerase II transcription regulatory region sequence-specific DNA binding; protein dimerization activity
Source: RefSeq, a predicted model, not a curated record
GCUCCCCGCCACACCGAACCAUCCACCCCGCGGGGAAGCGUCCGCGCGCACGGGGGGGGGGCGAACUCUGGCUCUCACUGGUCCUGCGGCGACUUUGCACGUGGCGCUCGGGUCUGCAUGCAGCUGUUUUCUCACUUGAACAUCAGGGAUCGGCUCCCCUCCCCCCCCUCCCUCCCCCUCUCCCCCCCUCCGGGAAUCACUCGCCUCCACAUGAUGGCUUUCACUAUGCGGAGGCCGGUCUCCACGCAUUCCUUCUCCCACCCCGCUGACCUGACCUUGAUGUCGGACGACGAGGAGGAGAACCGCAGCGAGAGCGACGGCAGCACCGACCAGGGCUACGGCUGCUGCGGGAUCCCGCGGGAGUCGGACGGCGCGGUGCCGCAUCGGAACGCCGCGAACGCCAGGGAGCGGCACCGGACGCAGAACGUGAACACGGCCUUCGCGGCGCUGCGGACGCUCAUCCCCACGGAGCCGGUGGACAGGAAGCUCUCCAAGAUCGAGACGCUGCGCCUCGCGUCCAGCUACAUCGCGCACCUGGCCAACGUGCUGGUGGUCGGGGACGGCAGGGGGGACGCGCAGCCGUGCCUCGGCGCCGUCUACAAGGAGCUGAAGGCGGCCGGAGGAGGCAAGAAGCCCCGCAACAUCUGCACGUUCUGCCUCAGCAACCAGCGCAGAGGGGUGAAGGACAGACGAGACUGCGUGAAGAUGCACGGAGGCGGCGUGAGACAAAUCAGUCGGCGGUGAAGUUGUCCGUGAGGAGGGUUGGAUGGACUCAUUGGAGCGGACCGCUCUCAGCGCGGGGAAGCAGUCUUUGAGGACGACGCAGACUUUGGGCCUUUGGCCUGGAGCAUCACCACAGAUCCCACGUGCCCUAAUGUCAGAGGGCAUAUCGUAGGAGAGGGAGAGCGACUGUACAUUUCAAUGGAAAACACAUUCAGGUGAUUGUCUACGUAGACAUGCAGUGGAAUUCUACACAAUUCACUCUCUUUCAGGGGCAGAAUACAUAUAUAUAUAUAUAUAUAUUGAUUCGUUAAGCAUCAUCAGUUCAUAUUACACCAGGAAGUGAGUAACGUCACAUGUUCGUUGCAUUGUUCAUUUGUACUUGGAGACCACAGAAUAUACAACAUCACUCGCUCUGGAUUACCAAAAGGUUUAUUACCACGGAGCAGCAUGGAAAAUGAUGUGCAAGUGCAAAUCAAUAUUUAAAGGCACAGGUUAUAAUCCAAAUGUAAAUAAAAAGAUGUAUUUGCCACUCUAAAACAAAUUAUAUAAAGCAGCUACCCUUUUUAAAUGAGACAUUUUACAAUAGAUGAUCUGAUGAUAAACUGAAACCAUGUGGAAAAUGACCUGCAAAAUACCACUCUGAGAGGCGUGUACUCAAAGAAAACCACAGAAAACCACAAAAAGUCCAAAACAACAGCAAAAAGGUGCUUCACUCUGAAGAGAGGGAGUCCUGAGGGCCCCCGCCUGUCGCACCCCUGUGCCCGGGACACAUUGUCCCAUAAUGCAGCCAUGCGUGUUCAUAGAAAGUGUCUUUUUAUUCUGUAGGUCAAGCCAAGCCUUUGCAUGACUACUGGACAGAUAGAGGAGUCGGGGACAUGGACGUGGUCUCUGUGCCGGUCUGUUGGGUAAACGAUACUGAUGAAAUAAACUCCCAUGAGCGUUUGCUUCAGGGUUCUGGGAGCUCGGCUCACUGACAGACUGAGGGGAGACCACUCCGUCCCCCAAAGCGGGCGCUGCAAUCUUUGUGGGACACUUGCUUUAAUUACAUGUUGUGAUUAUCCUUUGAAAUUAAAUUUAUUUUUACAUAAA